AUGCGUCCAUCGCCCGCACUGCGCCUGUCGAGCAUCCAGCUCACGCUCUUCACACGCGCCAACUGCGGGCUCUGCGACGUGGCCAAAGCGCGCAUUGGCGAGUUCAUGAGCAGCAGCAGCAGCAACGCUAAUAAGACCAAACAGCCCGCGCCUCGCGUCGUCAACUACACCGAAAUCGACAUCAUGGACCCGGCGCAGACAAAGUGGCGGGAGGUCUAUGAGUUCGAUGUGCCCGUGCUACACGUCGACUACGCACAAACCCCCACGCUCGACGCGGCCAAGAAGCUCAUGCACAGGUUUACGGCGCAGGAAGUUGAAAACGCGGUCGAUGAGGUUGAGCAGCGAGGCUCGAGUUCCUGA
Molecule: messenger RNA, 360 nt
Organism: Fonsecaea multimorphosa CBS 102226
Lineage: Eukaryota; Fungi; Ascomycota; Eurotiomycetes; Chaetothyriales; Herpotrichiellaceae
Exons: 1
Coding region: 1-360 (119 amino acids)
Source: RefSeq, a predicted model, not a curated record